Molecule: messenger RNA, 1432 nt
Organism: Gasterosteus aculeatus aculeatus (three-spined stickleback)
Lineage: Eukaryota; Metazoa; Chordata; Actinopteri; Perciformes; Gasterosteidae
Gene: mid1ip1l
Product: MID1 interacting protein 1, like
Biological process (GO): regulation of lipid biosynthetic process
Cellular component (GO): cytosol
Source: RefSeq, a predicted model, not a curated record
GGCUUGUCUGCUAUAAAGUCUCGCUCUCAACCGGCAGUCUGUUGAGGAAAUUCUUUUAUUUUCCUUCCCGGCGGGUGGUGUGAAGACCCUGAGAAGACUUGGUCUAUUCAACCAGCACGCCAAGAACAUCUCUCCUCAGGUCUCCUCGUGGUUCAGAUCAGCCACCUCCCAAAGCACCACGCAGCGCUGCCUUAACGCCGCCACCUGCCACCUCUCGCACUGUAACCAAGCCAACCAAAAGCCUUCAAGAUGAUGCAGAUCAGCGUGGACCCCGCCAACAACAAGCACUCCCUCAUCAACGUCAUGCACCGCUUCAUCGCGGCUGCCAACAACAUGGACGAGACCAUCAUGGUGCCGAGCCUGCUGCGGGACGUGCCGCUAGAGGAGCGGGCCGCCGGCGAGUUGGACCCCAACGUAAACAACAACAACAACGAUGACCAAAAUCCCGAGCCGACGUGCACCAACAAGCAGAGGGACAUGUACGAGCACUACCUGCUCCUCAAGUCCAUAAAGAACGACAUGGAGUGGGGCCUGCUGAAGAGGGAGAUGAGCAGCGGCGCCAGCUUCCUGGAGAUGGCGGUGAAGCAGCAGGAGGAGCAGCAGCAGCAACACGCCGUCGAGAACACGGACCUGGAGAACCAGUUUCACUAUCACCUCAGGGGACUGUUUGGAGUUCUGUCCAAGCUCACGUUGCAGGCCGACCACCUCACCAACCGGUACAAGAGGGAAAUUGGCGGUGGAAACUUCAUGAGAUAGAAGUCACUAAAUUUCAUUUUUUUUCUUUUUUUUUUUUCUUCCUCCCACCCCAUGGACUGCUUGACCUGCACUAUGGGAUGUACUGAAGAGGUCUCAAUCUCUUCCUGAUCUUAAUGGUCUGUGAACCGACCAUGGGGGGGAAGACGUCUCACUCCCAACUUACUUUGCCAACACUUAGCUGGAACCAGUGACGCCUGCACGCGUCCCUCUGCCUCUGCAGAACGGACUCUGUGUGGCAGAGGUUUAUUGAAUUUGUUCCCCAAGUCCACAUGAAGCGCAGCACUUGUUCAUGGAGAAAUCUGGCCCUUUUUUUUUUUUUGUCUUUUUCAUUUCAAGUUUAAACAUGAAAUGGUCACCAGUUUGUGAAUAAAAUAAAGUUUCUGACUGUAGGAGAAUUGAAUGCUGGUUAUUCUGUCCCUCCUUUUUUAAAACAUAUAAUUUAACGCUGAGCUGAAGGGCUCUUAAACCUGUUGAGGUUGCUAAAUCUUUCCACUUGGUAUUACUGUAACAUGGUGUGCCUUGACUUGACUAAAUAUUUUUUGUUGUAUACACACAUGCCCCGUUCACUUACCAUUGUAUGACUGCUUAAAUGAUUUAUGAUAUUAAGUUGUUUGUCCUUUUGAUUUUUCAAAUGUUGAAUUGAAACGGUAAAGCUGAAAUAAAUAUUUGAAACUCA